Messenger RNA from Halichondria panicea, 6003 nucleotides. Its product is annotated as sodium leak channel NALCN-like. The coding region runs from base 132 to 5870 and encodes 1912 amino acids. The transcript is spliced from 29 exons. NCBI's taxonomy places the organism in Eukaryota, Metazoa, Porifera, Demospongiae, Suberitida, Halichondriidae. Gene Ontology annotation, biological process: monoatomic ion transport; positive regulation of synaptic transmission, cholinergic; transmembrane transport. Gene Ontology annotation, molecular function: monoatomic cation channel activity. Gene Ontology annotation, cellular component: plasma membrane. The record is from RefSeq and is a predicted model, not a curated record.
AAUACACCAAACAUCUUUAAUAUUAGUUUUAUAGAUCAAUGAUCAUUACCAGCCUGUAAUUAUACGCUCUUUACCAAACAUUUUUAUAAAGAUCAAUGAUCAUUACCACUCCUGGCCUGAGAGAUUAGAAAAUGGCUUCUAAUCAAAACACUCUUAAAAGAGCUUUGGCUACUCGCCGACAGAGGACAAGUAGAGCGAACUCAGAAGAUGUAUGUCUCGAUAGUGAAGAUCCCAGUCCAAAGGCUAGUCCAAAACCACAGCGACACACAAAGUUUGACAUCCAAGAUAAUGAUGAUCAUCAAAGUGAUGAUGAGUCAUCCAAGGCAGAGGGUGCCUUGAUUCAGACUGAUCAGGCUGGAGAGAAGCAAUCAAGAAACUGGUGCUUUUUUUGCCGUAUACAAGUGGAAUCCAAGACUAUACGUCUAUUGUUUCGAUUUUGUGCCAUCUUUAACAUUCUCUCCCUAGUGUUCUCAGCCCCUUUUUUCAUCUGUCCAAAGGACCUUCCUGGUACACCCUCUCUGCCACUAGGCUCAAGUCCCGGGGGAAACCUCAGCCACAAUGAAUUUGAUGGUUUAAAAAGCUGCAACAACGUGUUCAUACAGUACUCUAUCAUCACGGUGGUGGAUUUUCUCCUUGCUGUGUUCUACACCCUCCAAACUCUGGCUAGAAUUGAGUAUCUUAUAUAUCUCCGACGUACCAAGAGCCGAAAGUCCCUGGAAGUCCCUGAGAUUCGGUUUGGCCCAGACAACUCCCCAAUACAGGAUGAGAGCUAUGGAUCUGUUUUGAGAUUGAUCAACCUGAUCAUUAUCACACUGGCUCUGUGGUACUCAGUGGGCAUUGGGGUGUAUCGUACAUACAUUGUGGCGACCAAUCGAGCUGACCCCCAGAUCCACUGGGCUUACUACUGGGGUCUGCCGUUCAGAAUGCUCUCCUUGUUCACAGCGGUGAAGCUUCUGAGGUAUCUGGCCCUCAUCAAAUCAUCCGACUUCAGAGAUAUCCUCGACAAUAUUCAGAAGGCUCUAAACAACCUUAAGAAAAACAAAAAGCGGUUUUACCAGCUUUUAGUGGUGACUCUGUUCUACCUAUUCUUCAUCUAUGUGUUUGCUCUGGUUGGAGUGCAGUGGAUCGGUGGCCUUGACACAAAGUGUAUGCAUAACGACUCCAACAACUUUAGUCUAGCUAUUCCUGUGACUCACUGUGUGAUAACUGAAAGUGACUUAAUGCCUCGAGAGAGGACCUGUUUUGCUAAUGAGAAUGGUGACAGUUUCGACUGCCAAGGCAAGGGUAAAGCUCUAGACAUUAACAAGAGAAACACAGUCUACCUCGGACAGUUCAGGACUAUACUGGAUGCCAUGUUUGGAGUGUACGAGGCGUCCAGCUGGGAGCUAUGGAUCUUCAUGUGGUACAACGCUGCUAGUGGCGCCCCGCGAACACAGUUCUCCAUUUUUAUCUUUUAUAGCCUCCUCUUCUCCUUCCUCGUCAUCUUCAUCCAGCAAAGCAUUUUUUUGGUGGUGAUCAUUGAAUCAUUUGCUGACCUCCGUGUGGAGUCCUCCUCUGACUCUACCAAACCAGUCACAGACAAACCAGCCAUCGUUCUCUCUGACCCUCUGGGCCAGGGCAACGAACUCCACCUCACCCUCAUCAAGAAGGAGUCCUCUAAUGCCUUCCAGAGAAAAUUCAACAAGUACUACUACUCGUGGUGGCGUGGGUGGGUGGGCAUUGAGACCGCUUUCAUUUUCCUGGUCAUUGUGGACGCCAUCGUCUUUGCCUCUAAGAGCAGUAACAUGUCGUCAGUAUGGGGAGAAAUACUAGACUACUGGCAGAUUGCUGUCAGCAUUAUCUUCUUCCUAGAGAUUGGCGGUGUACUGGUGGUUCAUCUGUUUUACAAGCAGCCACGAUUGUUCUUUGAGAGCAAAUAUUUUUGGUACCUUAUGAUCGUCGCCGUGACGAGUCUAGUGUCAGCUGGACUUUACAGAACCAAUAUGGUCUCUGGUGUAAACGUUCUUGCAGUCUCUCAGGCUGCCCGUGGUCCUAGAGUGCUUCGUCUCCCGCUCAUCAACCAGUUCUUUAAGCGUGUGUUUGGCAACGGGUCUCGACUGAUCAUGGUCACAGUGGCGGUGCUGGUGUUACUAGGGGUGUUCUCUGUAGUGGCUGUGCAGGUGUUUGGCUACCUUCCUGUGGAGCCUGGCUGUGAGAGAACUGGUGCUGGACAGUUCAGUGACUUCUUUACUGGUUUCCAGUCCAUGUUCCAGCUGGUAAUGCAGGAAGGAUGGACGGAGUUGAUGGGAGAGGUCAUGUGUCAUCGUACCGGCUCGUGGGUCCUCAUUAACGCUGCCUUUAUCGGACUCCACCUCCUCGGCUCACUCAUCCUCCUCAACAUUUUUGUGGCCGCCAUUCUCGAUAAUUUGGAGUAUGAUGACGACACAAAGAGGCAGAAACUCGAAGAGGAUCUUAAGAAACAAAAGGUUGAGAAAGUGCCUCGUGAUCUUAAACUCUUCAAACAGUUUGGGCAAAAGAAAAUCUCAGGCCCUAAAAUUUCCUCAAUCGAUGUGCCUAACUUAACUGAAGCAGACGUAAGGAACUUUUACAAUGUGGGAGAGGCGACUGAUUUCCCUGUGUCUUAUGAUAAUGAAUCUGAACCGGCACAUCUUGUGUCCGACUUUUCAGCUGAACGUCAGAGCUCUGUUCUCUCUGAUAUUGAUCUACUCACGGAGGACAAGAGCCAUUUGCUCCAGUCCAGUGUGUCCAGUCAUCACGGAUGGUAUUACGGGAUACAGGGGAUACUCAACUACAUUAAAGCAUUCCGAGAACACAGCCAGGCUGUCGAAGGAAGUAGGCGUGGUCAAGGCGUGAGUGGGAGGAGCACUGUGGGUGGAGUGGGGGGACAGGUCGACUCUACUUUACAGGGACAGAGUGAGUAUGAUGAAUAUCGAGAGAAGUAUCGUCUCUUCGACAGUGCCCUGUUCUGUCUGCCCCCGGAGCACAAGUUGAGGAGAGUAUGUAAGAAGAUCAUCACGUAUCGUGUCUCCCUCCCCAAGUCCAACCCCACCAAUAAUCCAGCCUCGAAUUGGCGCCAAAUUCCCGGGAAAUGGUGGAGCUAUUUCGCCUACUUCAUAAGAUAUGUAGUGAGCAGUGCACCUGUGUUCUACUGGUGCAUAGAUCUGCUAACAUUGGCCACUCUUUUUGUUCAAGCGUGGGAGCUCUGGACUCACGAAGAUACUACUCCAAAUCCGUCUUACAUAUGGAUGAGCGACCUUGUGUUUGUUCUAGCCACUCUCACUGAGCUUGUACUCAAGAUCAUUGUGAACGGUGUCCUGCUCAACCCGAAUGGUGCCCUGCGCUGUCUCUGGGGAUGGCUGGACUGGCUUAUCAUGUUGGCUACCCUCAUCGUCAUGAUUGUCUACCUUGUUGCCUGUGGGUGUAUGAUUUCGUUUGAGGUGACCUUCAGCCCAGCACUUGUGUUACCAUACAUGCAAGCCUUGCUGACGAUUCGAGCCUUUCGUCCUAUUCGAAUGAUCAGCUUGAUCCCGAGCAUGCGUAGAGUGGUCCUUGACAUCAUAGAAGGAUGGAGAUCUUUCGUCUUGGCUCUGUUUUUGUUCCUCCUCUUUUUGUUCCUGUUUGCUAGUCUCGGAGUACAACUGUUUGCAGGAGAGAACAGUCCCCAGAAGUUCUGUAACGACCCCAACAUGAUCAACAUGGAGGAUUGUGUGGGGGAGUUUGAGAUUUUCAUUGACAUAUCCCCCCACGAGCUUAUACCCACUGAUGAUAUAGCCACCUCCAUGUUUGUACCGAGAGUCUGGUACGACCAUCGUAGAGACUUUCGAUUUGACAACAUUGGAGUAGCUCUGUUGACCCUGUUCCAGGUGCUCACGACAGAGGGGUGGCCACAGGUCCGAAACUUGUUUGACUCAGAGCCAUUCAGUACACGACCUCUAAAUUCCUGGAUCAUGUCCAUCUACAUCCACCUGUUUGUGUUCAUUGGAGUCAACAUAGUUCUGCAGCUGUUUGUGGGUAUCGUCGUCAACAACUACAACGAGCACAAACCCAACCACUCUGCCCUCCUCACUGUGUCCCAGAAACGCUGGUUCGACCUCGUUGAGAGGAUCUCCCUCACUCGACCCAUCAAGAAACCACCAGUGCCACGUCACAGCUCAGUGAGAAAAGCCCUGUAUCGAGUCUUCUCCUACCUUGGCUAUCGUAAUUUUGCUGCCUUUGCUGUCCUCUUCAGCUCAGCCGUGUUCUGGGUCCCGUGGACUACUAUCGAUGAACUGACUACCAGCACCAUGGCACUCAUCUACGUGUCCAUAGGCUUUUCAGUCCUCUUCAUAAUUGAGCUGGUGUUGAAGCUGAUUGCUUUCGGACCCAACUACUUCAACAGUUUUAGAAAUGUGUACGACUUUUUGCUGUGUGUGCUCAGCGUCGCCUUUAUUGCCAUGGCAAGCUACUACAUGACUCCAGGCAAUAGACAAAAUCUAGAUCUACAAUACGUGACAGACAUGGCUCUCUCCAUAUCAGUGCUCAGGUUAUUUACCAUUCUCAUGAAAUAUCGUGUGUUCCAGAAUCUUAUGGAGACUGUAGUGAAAACUAUCUACCGAAGCUUGCGUCUAUUAUUUGUACUGGCCAUGACCAUGGCUUUGUACUCCUUUGUGGGAACAUUGUUCUUUGGCAAUAUUCGAUCUGGUGAGGCCCUGGACUACAGCUUGGUCAACUUCAACGGGAUUUUUGUGUCGAUUCACCUUGUCAUACGAAUCAUGACGGGCGAGGACUGGUAUCAGAUAUUCUGGGAUACAAUGGUUGGUGAGCCAUAUUGCUCUGAUUCGCUUGGUAACUGCGGUAACGUGGCUGUGGCUGUGUUAUGGUUCAUAUCAUUCUACAUCCUUGUCUCCUUUUUCCUCAUCAAUGUAAUUAUCGCUGUUUUGCUGGAAAACUUCUCUAUCUUCUACGAGGACGAUGACACAGAGCUGAAUCGAAGUGCAGUAAAAGAUUUUAAGCAGAACUGGUUCUACUUUGACAAGAAGGCCACUGGGAAGAUCUCCAGUCUGACAGUCAAACUCUUCCUAAGAAUGCUCAGGAUAAAAGUGUUCUACACUUACAAAAUCAACGAGAAUGGAGUCAAGGAGCGACAAGGAAGUGGUGUGCUCAGUGACUCCCUUCUUCUCAGGGAAAUGGCAGAGGAGUUACGAAGGGACCAUCGUCAGCACGGGGCCAAGGCAGAGGAGACUGGGGGGAGUGGUCUACAACAGGAAGUGGAGCCAAAUAAAGAGCAUCACUCUUUCCAAAAUGUUCUUAAGAUGGUAGCGUAUCGUGUAGAAGACAUUAGUAAGAGGUUGGUACCACACGAGUUGUACGUCAGGGAAGAGUUGGAACAGAGUGUGCAGUUUGACGUGGCUGAGGACUGCAUCUUCAAGUGGAUGCAACGAUUCGUGAAGCCGGUCAUUAUCAAACAGGAAAAGCACAGAAGGCAAACGGUUGCUCAACUUCCAAGACAAAUUGAGAACAAGGAAACUGUCAUGUGGGACCCUCCCUCCCUCAACGUCCCUGAAGACGAGUGGAUAGAUCAGCCACUCUCAGCCGACUCUGAAGACGAAGGAGACAUGCUAACAACUAGCCUGGUCCUCCCCAGUCUACAGAGUAGCUUCCUCCGACCAGGGGAUGUCCCACUAACCAGGUCCGAUGAUGAGAUGGAGGUGGAGGCUGAUGUGUCAGAGAAGGAGAGGAAUGUGGCACGUUCAUAUGCCAAGUUGGCUGAGUUGGGACCUCCAAUUGAUCCAGGGAGGAGAGACAAGUGGCACGAUUGGAUCAAGAUGCAGAGCGAGUGGAUGGACAAGGUGGAGACUGACCCAGAUAACUACUUCGAUGACUAUCUGUAGAAAUUAUGCAAUUCAUUUUUAGCUUAUACACUAUUGCCUGUCUUGAAUUGAACAAUUAUUAUUUUUAGAGGAUUUUUAAUCACUUUUGUUUUAAUUACGUUAUACUUGAAAUCAACAUUAAUUUUGCACUCAA